ACGAUGACCGGGCCAGUGACUUUGUGUAAGGUGCUUGUCAAACAGGUUAACAUUUUUCGCGCCAAAAAUCAUACGCUAUUCGUUUGCCUUCGAACCGCAUCGAUUACCAUACGCGAUACACAAUUUAAUUUAACAAUGCCUGAGCAAAAGUGUGUGCUAAAGUUCGCAAAAUUAUCCGAAUAUGCUUUUGCACCGACGAAAGGUUCUGCCAAAGCAGCCGGUUAUGACCUGCGAAGUGCAUAUGAUUAUACCGUGCCCAGUCGUGGCAAGCAGCUUGUGAUGACCGAUAUUCAGGUUCAUGUGCCGGAAGGUUGCUAUGGCCGAGUUGCUCCUCGUUCUGGGUUGGCUGUGAAGAAUUUCAUCGAUGUGGGAGCCGGCGUCGUUGAUGAGGACUACCGCGGUAACGUCGGUGUAGUGCUGUUCAAUCACUCGGAAGUAGACUUCGAAGUCAAGAAAGGUGAUCGUAUCGCACAGUUCAUUUGCGAGAAAAUAGCGUAUCCAGAUUUGGAAGAGCUUCCGACGCUUACGGACACAGAACGAGGUGCAGGAGGUUUUGGAUCUACCGGUACGAAUUAAACCGGAUUAAAAUAUUUUUUCUUUUCAUUCCACAUUUCCAUUUGUUAAUAAAAUAAGAAAAAAGCCAA
Anopheles funestus (African malaria mosquito) is the source of this 644-nucleotide messenger RNA. It is a transcript of the gene dUTPase, whose product is annotated as deoxyuridine 5'-triphosphate nucleotidohydrolase. The transcript is spliced from 2 exons. Gene Ontology annotation, biological process: dUMP biosynthetic process; dUTP catabolic process. The record is from RefSeq and is a predicted model, not a curated record. Lineage: Eukaryota; Metazoa; Arthropoda; Insecta; Diptera; Culicidae. Gene Ontology annotation, molecular function: dUTP diphosphatase activity; magnesium ion binding. The coding region runs from base 4 to 576 and encodes 190 amino acids.